AUGGAUGUGCAUCAUGAACUUACAAAGCAGCUAAGCGUGUCAUCGAUAUCUUCGACUUCAGCAAGCGUAGAGGAAAUCUGCUCGCUGAAGGAUGAAUUAUCGGGGGAUGAAAAGGUGUAUGAAGGAUCGCCCAGUGCUUCGGAUAACGGACAUACAAAUAUCUCGUCUUACUGGGAUGAACCAUCAAAUCCCGCAGCAGUAUCUGUUGUCCUGGAAUUAAAAGAGCGUUUUGGCAAACGAAUUCGGCAACUGGAUAGAGAAAAUACUGGCACGAAACAAGAAGACCAAGCGGUUGAAGGCGAAUUUCAAAAAAGGUUGCCGACAAAUGAGGAAGAGAGCUUUAGAUUUGUGGAACAAUCCGCGGAACAGCCUUCCUGUGCUGGACAAAGUGAUAACGCUUCAUUUUCGUUAUCUUCAGAAAAUACUGAUACGAUUCGUUUGCAUAUAAAAACGGAUUUAAAAGAAGCUAUUCUCUUCAGGAAGUUAGCGCCUGCUGUUUGUUUUGCAGAUGAAUCUUCAGGAAAUUCGGAUUCAUUUGAAACAGACUGUUAG
Gongylonema pulchrum is the source of this 552-nucleotide messenger RNA. The record is from the annotation of a GenBank genome assembly. Lineage: Eukaryota; Metazoa; Nematoda; Chromadorea; Rhabditida; Gongylonematidae.